AUGUCGACAACGGUGGAAAAGAUCAAAAACAUCGAGGAGGAGAUGGCUCGGACCCAGAAGAACAAGGCGACUUCGUUCCAUCUGGGUCAGCUGAAGGCCAAGUUGGCCAAGUUGAAGCGAGAGCUGUUGACGCCCACUUCCUCUGGAGGUGGUGGCGGAGGCGCUGGGUUCGAUGUGGCUCGAACUGGUGUUGCUUCGGUUGGAUUUAUCGGGUUUCCUUCGGUUGGAAAGUCGACUUUACUGUCCAAGUUGACUGGUACUCAUUCAGAGGCAGCGGCGUAUGAGUUCACCACGCUGACCACUGUUCCCGGAGUGAUUAUGUAUCGUGGUGCCAAGAUCCAGAUGCUGGAUCUUCCUGGAAUUAUCGAGGGAGCCAAGGAUGGUAAGGGUCGAGGUCGACAGGUGAUUGCGGUGGCUCGAACGUGCAACCUGAUUUUUGUGGUGCUGGAUGUGAACAAGCCGCUGGAGCACAAAAAGAUCAUUGAGCGGGAGCUGGAGGGAUUUGGUAUUCGAAUCAAUAAGGAGCCUCCUAACAUUUUGUUCAAGAAGAAGGAGCGGGGUGGAAUCAACAUCACCAACACGGUUCCUCUGACCCAUUUGGACAAUGACGAGAUUCGGGCGGUGAUGGGCGAGUAUCGAAUCAAUUCUGCUGACAUCCAUUUCCGAUGCGAUGCCACUGUCGACGAGCUCAUUGACAUUCUCGAGGCGCAGAACCGACGCUACAUUUCGGUCAUUUAUUGUCUCAACAAGAUUGACAGCAUUUCCAUUGAGGAGUUGGAUCUGCUUUACCGAAUCCCUAACGCGGUGCCCAUUUCGUCGGAGCAUGGCUGGAACCUGGACGAGCUGCUGGAGGAAAUGUGGAAGAAACUCAACCUCGUUCGGGUCUACACCAAGCCCAAGGGCCAGCAGCCCGACUACGAGCAGCCCAUCAUUCUGCGGAAUGGUCGGUCGACCGUCCAGCAUUUCUGUAACCAGAUCCACAAGAGUCUGGUUGAGGAGUUUAAGACGGCAUGUGUCUACGGUCAGUCGGUCAAGCACCAGCCCCAGUAUGUUGGUUUGGCCCAUGAGUUGAUGGACGAGGAUGUUGUCACUAUUCUGAAGAGAUAG
Yarrowia lipolytica CLIB122 is the source of this 1107-nucleotide messenger RNA. RefSeq lists its product as uncharacterized. Lineage: Eukaryota; Fungi; Ascomycota; Dipodascomycetes; Dipodascales. Gene Ontology annotation, biological process: cytoplasmic translation. Gene Ontology annotation, cellular component: cytoplasm. The record is from RefSeq and is a predicted model, not a curated record. Gene Ontology annotation, molecular function: GTP binding; GTPase activity.